UUUCCUCGGGCUUUCUCGAUCUAUUCUGAAUACCACCGUCUGGACAGGUCUUUCGUCCUCUUCACUCUACCUUUCUUCUACCUUUCGAACACCUUCUCUAUCCUUCCGGAAAUCUCCUCGUUGCUAUCAUCCAUUUAGUUCGUAUAUUACUCGCUUGCUUACGGCUUGGUAGGUCAUCUUUAUCUAAGCCCGAUGAAUCCAUCUCUUAGUGCCCCGCGGCACGCAUCUUCGAAUCCGCUCAACUUCAGAUGUGUGCACGAUUCUAUCGGAAGAAGCAUUUGCUCGGAUUCAAACUCCGCGGGUUGUAUGUACGCUGAGUACCCUCGUACCGCAAUUUCCGAUCAGUCUAGUAUGGCUGUAUCUCAACUCACAGACACGGGCUCGGUUGCUUCACGAUGUUCUGUCAGGCUUAUACAUGAGGUUGUGUCCACAUUCGGAUCUCAGAAAAAAGAGCUGGUUCGGGCCGUUGGUUUCCAGGGUCUGCUGUAUUUUCCGUCACUCAAGCAGAUCAAUCUACGGUUUUCGGCGUGGCUGAUGUCCCGUGUUGACGAAUCAUCUCAGACCAUUCUCAUUGGUGAUGGAACAUGCAUACAUUUUGACAAGGACGAUAUUGCAAAGGUUUUUGGAAUUCCAGUAGGUGGCAUGAGUAUAGUUAGGACAGGUUCUAAGAGAUCUGUCAGCGAUGGAACUUCGCCCGAAUCUUCAGGCCAUAUCAAUCUAAGUCAACUUCGCAGUAUAAAGGCCGCCCAAGCUAUUCUUCUCCGCGAAUGUGAUGGGUUGAUGAGCUUAUCUGAGCAGGCUGAGUUCAAGGCUGCCUUUGUCGUGUUUGUCAUGGCUUCAUUGUUUGCUCCUUGUGGCAAGCAUGACCGUGUCUCUGAAGACUACAUGCAUGCUAUUGUUAACCCUGGUAAUAUCAAAUCUUAUGAUUGGGCCGAUUUUGUGCUGCGACGACUCCUAUCUGCUGUAUCGAAGCUGAAGGCAGAUUUAUCUAGCAAUGUCAAAACUCCUUAUAUUUACGGAUGCUCUUUGUUCUUGCAGGUACUAUACCUUGACAGUGUUGAUUUAGGAUCCUUAUCGAUGGCUCACACUACAUUACCCCGGGUCCGUUGCUUUUCGUAUGAUCGCUUAAGGGCUAUGAUAGCUGCAGAUAGUAGCUUUGUUGGGUCCUUUGUGAACUCCCACGGCACUUCUAUUGCUGCCAAGCUUAGAUCUCCCGAUCUUGUCUGUUAUCACUGGGCCACUUGUAUUCAUGGUAAUGGCCGAAGCUGUAACCAAGACACCAUGCUUGAACUCUGGGAACUUUCAAGCUUGAUGACUCGCGUCAUGAAGAUCCCAAAUGAGGCUGCUGGACCUAUUUUUGUUGCUGUCUCUGAUUUUGAAAGGCAGAUAAGUUCUACACAUUUUCAACAGGAGCUCAGUUCGGCCAGUGGGAGCUUGGCUCUGAAAAUGUUAUCCCUUAUAUUUCAUAUUAUUGAGCCUUACGCCAAUGGUUUCAGAUAUCAGCCAUCUACCAGCGCGGCUUGCCCUCAUGUUGGUUUGUGCCGCUCGUGGCAUUCGGAAUCUGUUCGUUCUCAAGAGGCACCUUUGUUGAACCAAGUGUCGUUGAAGAGGAAGUUUUCAAGCUGUUUUCCUGACGAUAUUUUGACCUCCGGUGGCUACCGAUCCCCGAUCACGCGUGGGCAUGACACGAACCAGUUUGCUCUUACCAAGCAACCUGUAUACAAUGACAUUGACGAAAGUUUAACUGCAUGCAAAGCUAUGGCUCGUUUUUUACUUCGCACGAGAUCAUUUAAAGAAGUUAGGUGCAGUGACCUCAAUGUCCCUCACAUGGAAGAUCAGUAUGUCUCACACGUCUCUCCUCAUUCUCCACGCGUAGCCUGCUCUGUGUCAAGGUCUCCUUGGGAUCUUGGUUGCUCCUAUCUAUUUGACCGUUCGUUUGCACUUGAACUCUCCAAGAAGAUUGCCAUGCUUGAAGACAGCGAUCAGCCCUGGAUUGUUCACUAUUGUCCUAAGUAUAUUGAGGUACGGACCUCUGCUGUUAAGGCGCAGUUCCUUGGCAAAGCUGAGUUCGAAAUGGAGCUCGUUGACGCCGUUCUCCGUCGUUUCAAGCAGUUUGAUGACUGCCUAUAUGUUAAUGAAGGUUCCCUACGUUGGAGGCACUAUGUUGAGUGUGAUUUCAUGGUUUCUUUGCUUGCUGGUUCGUUUGAUGUAUCGGAUACUGCAGUCUCGUCCUUGUUCUGUGGUUCACAUAUUACUUAUGAUGUCACUUCAUGCAAGAUUUUCUUUUUCCCUGCUCUGCUACAGCAUCGGUGGGUAUGCUUUGCUUGGCGCAUAUCAGAUAACACCAUCGUCGUAUAUGACCCAUACUACUCCUCCUCAUGUCGAACGUUCACCACUGCUUAUUAUCAGCGUGUUGCAAACAUUCUCAAAUCUGCUAUGUCAAUGGUUUCGCGGCACAUACUAAAUGGCUGGCGCCACCCAUGGGACGAUGCUCGUCUAGAAAUUUUCUAUCAUGGGCAAAGCCAGAUCACAAGUUGUAAUCGUUCCGGUGUUCUAUGCCUACAUUUCUGUCGGAGUUUUGACGGCACACUGCUUCGUGGUAGCGUUGAUUUGUGCCAGGUUCAGGAUUUAUCUGCACUAUUACUGGCUGAUGUAUCUUCACUGGUUGACAAUCUUGGGUCUGCUCCUUCGACAUUUAGUCAGAUGCUUGCUGUCCCUCCACUUGUGCCGCUGCCUCUCUCCAACUUCGUGGACGCAUAGAUAGCAAUUGCUGCUUGACUGAACCCUUAACAUGUGCUCUUAGACUUGAGUCUGCUAUACACCUUUGCCUUUUUUUUUAUUCUCGGCAGCUUUUUAUUUUUUGUUGUUUUUUAGUCAUCAUUAGCGUUAAGGUUAUUGCAGUUUAGUUUUUUUUUGUAUCUUAGUGUGUCAGGCCGUUUUGUAUGCAUGACAAACCCUACCGGCUACACUUGAUUUACAACUCUGGAAUACUACGUUGAUUUCAAGAAUAAUACAAUACUUUAAACUGCCGGAUAA
Molecule: messenger RNA, 3036 nt
Organism: Sorghum bicolor (sorghum)
Lineage: Eukaryota; Viridiplantae; Streptophyta; Magnoliopsida; Poales; Poaceae
Exons: 11
Coding region: 193-2760 (855 amino acids)
Source: RefSeq, a predicted model, not a curated record